AUGAAGCACCCUCCUGGAAAAGUGUAUGAUCCACCGUUACGAAAACCACCCCCGGAAUUAGUGGAGGCAUUCACACAGAAUGGAGAACUCGAUCUAGAAUUCUGGUACUGGAACUUUAAGAAUUAUCAUCAUGUUACAUUGUUCAAUAAAACCUUUAUUGACACAUUAAUCAAAAACGAUAAAAACAAGAAAAUGAUUGGCGCAUAUGGACAUGAAAGUGCAGGUUUAAAGGAAUUACUACAAAAAUAUGCUGCAGAAUUGAACGGUAAAUCAGGAAUCGUAAUUGGUACACAACACCCCUGGGUGGAAGUGAUGUUGCUGAACGUCGGAGUAAAUCAUGUGACAACGGUGGAUUACAAUACAAUUACCAUAGAGCAUCCAAAUAUCUCUGUAAUAUCAGUGACUAACUUGGCAGAGAAAAAUCUGGAUGGGAGAUUCCAACCAGCAGACUUCGCUGUUUCUUUUUCCUCCAUUGAACACGCGGGCCUGGGACGAUAUGGCGACCCUCUCAAUCCUUACGGGGACCUCGAAUCUGCAGCACAAACAUGGUGCAUGCUUAAACCUGGGGGUCUUUUCUUCCUGGGUGUUCCUGCCAACUUUGGGAAACGCAAGGGCAAAAUACGGUUUAAUGGAGAUCGCAUUUAUGGCGAGGCGAGACUGGAGCACCUUACGGCAAAUUUUCUGGAACUUGAACGUCGACCUUUUGAGUAUGAUAGUAUAAUUACUCUGAGGAAACCUUUAUCAGAUUGA
Messenger RNA from Lingula anatina, 750 nucleotides. RefSeq lists its product as uncharacterized. The record is from RefSeq and is a predicted model, not a curated record. Lineage: Eukaryota; Metazoa; Brachiopoda; Lingulata; Lingulida; Lingulidae.